Messenger RNA from Striga hermonthica, 2382 nucleotides. NCBI's taxonomy places the organism in Eukaryota, Viridiplantae, Streptophyta, Magnoliopsida, Lamiales, Orobanchaceae. The record is from the annotation of a GenBank genome assembly.
AUGUCUCUGUGUCGUCUGCUACUCCUCCGCUCCAUCCGCCGCUACUCCUCCGCCUCUAACCCUUUUCCCUUCCAUUCACCCUCCGCCGGACAAACUUUCGAUUACCCUUCCCAAUACGACCACCACAAUCAGUCCAAUAACUACCAUAAUUCCCAGUUCACCGCCACCGGCGGACCGAAUUACCGAUACGACUCUCAAACACCGGAUGCCGCCGACUCUUCUUAUUAUCAGCGCAAUCCCCAAGAUCCCAUCCCAGGAUCGAAUUACCAGCACAAUCCCUCAAAUCCGAUACAGCAAUCGUCGUAUUCUCAGCACAAUCCCCCGCCGCAAUCCUCGUAUUCCCAGCACAAUCCCCUGUCGCAAUCGUCGUAUUCUCUGCACAAUCCCCCACCGCAAUCGUCGUAUUCCCAGUACAAUCCCCCGCCGCAAUCCUCGAAUUACUACCAGAGCAAUCCCCCGCCGCAAUCGUCGUAUUCCUUGCACAAUCCCCCACCGCAAUCGUCGUAUUCCCAGCACAAUCCCCCGCCGCAAUCGUCGAAUUACUACCAGAGCAAUCCCUACCUCAACACCCAUACGGACGCCAACAACCCCCAGUUUCCAUCCUCCGCCGCGCCCUUCGUCCCACAGCGAUCCCAUGGCUUUUCCUCCGCGGAGGAGGCCGCUGCCGAGCGCCGCCGCCGCAAGCGGCGCCAACGCAUCGAGCCUCCCCUCCACGCCCUCCGCCCGAAUCCCCCUCCAAGGGCCUUGCCCGACGAUCCCAGCAAGCCCCGCCUCCCAGACAGCACCAACGUCCUCGUGGGCCCCCGUCUCAACCUCCACAAUCGCGUCCAGUCUCUCAUCCGUGCGGGCGACCUCGACGGGGCCUCCUACGUGGCUCGCCAGGCUGCUUACAGUGUCUGGAGCCUCCGCACCACCGUCUUCACCUGCAACGCCAUCAUUGCUGCCAUGGGCCGGGCUGGCCGCAACUCGGACGCUCAGGCCCUCUUCCACUACUUCUUCCGUCAGUUUGACAUAAUACCCAACGUGGUCUCUUACAACAGCCUCAUCCUCUCUCACUGUGACUCAGGACAGGUCGACGAGGCCCUUUCUGUCUACCGCCAAAUGCUCGAGCAUGCCCCCUUCAGCCCCUCCUCCUUCACCUUCCGCCACCUCACCAAGGGCCUGGUCCAAGCAGGCCGCAUAGAUGAUGCUGUCAGCAUGCUCCGUGAGAUGAUCCACAAGGGCCAGGGCGCUGACUCAUUAGUCUUCAACAAUGUAAUUCUCGGCUUCUUGAACCUCGGCCAGCUGGACAAGGCCAAUGAGCUUUUUGACGAGUUGAGAGAGAGGUGUGCCGUGUACGAUGGGACUGUGAGUGCCACUUUUAUAGACUGGUUCUUCAAGCAGGGGAAGCCCAAGGAGGCCAUGGAGGCUUACCGAGAUUUACUCUCGAGGAACUACAUUAAGGUGCCUGCCUCACGGAACGUGAUCCUUGAGACACUGCUGAGGCACGGGAGGAAGAAGGAGGCGUGGGACAUGUUCCACGUGAUGCUGGACGAGCACACGCCGCCCACAUUCAUGGCGGUGAACUCGGACACGGUCAACAUGAUGGUCAACGAGUGUUUCAAGGAAGGGAAUAUUGAGGAAGCUGUCGAUGUUUUCAAGAGGUGCGGGAAGGGUGUCAAAUCGAAGCCCUUCCAGAUGGACGUGCCCGGUUACAACAACAUGAUGAUGAGGCUGUGCGAGCUCGGGAUGGUGGACGAGGCUGAGAAGUACUUCACUCAGCUGACGGACAAGUCCCUGUCCCCAGAUGUGAAUUCGUUUAAGACGAUGAUCGAGGCUUACAUAAAGGCAGAUAGGUUGGAGAAGGUGUUGGAAAAGUUUGUGAUGAUGGUGGAGGUCGGGACCGAUGGGCUGAGGGUCAUCCCUCCUUAUGCCAACAAGUGGUUUGGGUACUUGAUCGAGAAGGGCAGUGCUGUAGAUUGCUUGCCUAUUUUGUCGAAAAUGGCAAGUAGGGAGCCGAAGCCUGAUGUCACGACCUAUGAGGUCGUAACAAGGGGCCUUGUGCAGGGAGGUGAGUUUGAUGCCGUCCUGGAGUUGCUUCGGGAUAUGGCGGGCCAUGGUGUUGGGGUCUCUGCUUCACUCAAGGAGUUUGUGGUGGGGGCUUUUGGAGGGGUCAAUCGGCUGGGGGAUAUUGAGAGUGUUCUGAGCAAGUUUCAGAGUCAGUUUGUGCCCCAAAGGCCUCACCUUUUGCCGAGGGGCCCGCAGCUUCUGAGGUCUGACCAUGGAGGAUGGAAUCGGGAGAUGCCCCAUGCGAAUGGUUCAGUGGAACAUGGACGUCAACCAGAGUCCAUGCCGCAGCAGGAACUGGAGUUCCACCGUGUGGCAGGGCAGAAUGCUGCUUGA